GGGGCGAGGCCUGGCCGGCCGGACUGGAGGCGGUGGGUCAGCUUCAGCGGGAGAGCGGUGAGGGGCAGUCGCGGGCUGCCAGACCAUGCUGAGUGUAGCGGGCCGCAGGCUCCCCCUCCCCUCAGCGCUGCGGAGCACAGGCGCGCCGCACCCCACGGUCGCCCAUAGGUGCCUGCGUGUAUCGGGGUCGCGGCUGUGCGCUGACGGGAACGAGAGGAACGGGGGACCGCCCCGCGCCUUCGACCCGGCGCUGCUGGAGUUCUUGGUGUGCCCCCUCUCCAAGAAGCCACUCAGAUAUGAAGCAUCGACAAAUGAAUUGAUUAAUGAAGAGUUGGGAAUAGCCUAUCCAAUUGUUGAUGGGAUUCCUAAUAUGAUACCACAGGCAGCUAGGAUGACACAUCAAAAUAAGAAGCAAGAAGAUAUGGAGCAGCACUAGAUCAUAAUUACAAACAACAGAUACAACUAAAUUUUCUUACUACUGUCUACCUUUUAAAAAGUCAAAGUGGCAGCACAAAGGAAAUGGAGGGGAGCAAAACUCUACUGGAGUAAGGAAAUGACAUCAGAUGGUUAACUCGAAUUCACAGGAACAAAUGAACAGAACCAGAAAAG
Molecule: messenger RNA, 609 nt
Organism: Molossus molossus (Pallas's mastiff bat)
Lineage: Eukaryota; Metazoa; Chordata; Mammalia; Chiroptera; Molossidae
Gene: PYURF
Product: PIGY upstream reading frame
Exons: 3
Coding region: 86-436 (116 amino acids)
Source: RefSeq, a predicted model, not a curated record